UUCUCGUUACAUUAUCUUAUGGUCUCAGAAAAUAAAACUAUAAGACUUAACAUGGAUGGAAAGUAUUACAGGUUGUAUGUAUUGAUAUAUGAAGCGACAUAAUUAAAAUGAUAGGUUCUUUCUUCCUUGGCCUAGGAACACUGGAGACUGAGAGGCAGACGUGCUGACCAAGGUGUUGAAAGAAGCUGUCAGUUUGUCAGUUGCGGCAGCGAGUCCGGAGCGUGGCUAGUGGAGUUAUAGUACGUGUCCGUGCAAUUUAGGCUCUUUAUUGGCGCUGUUGCUGACGCUCAGGAUCGUUGGUAAAGGAACUGAAAUCCUGUCAGCAGUAAACCUACCUUGCGUUUAAGAUGGCAUUUCGCUUCACGGAAAGUGAGCUUAUGAACGAACCACUACAUACUUCAAGAGAUAAGUGUGUCUAUUAUAAUAAAACUACCAACAAGAUUUUCACUUCUGCAUAUGAAGGAAUACCAGAAAACCUGCUUCUUAACUUCUUGGGAUGGAUGAUUUUUAUGAUCUUAUUUGCAGUUCUGAGAAAGCGAGCUUGGAAUUAUGGUAGGAUUGCUCUUGUUCAGAAAACAGAAGAAAAGUGGACACAGCUGUUCUAUGGAACAAUGGAUGAAGUGGUGGGAGCUUCAGAAGUGGAAUCUAUCACUUCCCUGGAUUCCAGUAUUCACAUUGAUAAGGGCUACUGCUCUUGGCUGACAGCCAUAUUUAAAAUAAAGGAUGAGAACAUCCUGAUGAAGUGUGGACCUGAUGCAGUGCAGUACCUCUCAUUCCAGCGCCACAUCAUUGUCUAUAUGCUCAUCAUGAUGAUCAUUUCCCUUACUGUUGUGUUACCCAUCAACUUUCAAGGUGAUUUGGAAGGAGAUGAAAGGACAUUCGGUCACACAACACUUAGCAAUCUUGAUCCUAGCUCUUCAUACCUCUGGACGCACGUGACAUUGGCAAUCUUGUACUUGCCUCUGGGAAUCAUCAUUAUGCGUAGGUUCUCUGUAACCAUCAAGUUUGAUGAAAGAGAUACGAGUGUCUCUAGAACUUUGAUGAUUACACAUAUUCCGAGUAAGGACUGUGAUUCAGCCAAUUUACAUCGACAUUUCCGUGAAGCAUACCCAGAGAUGGAGAUUCAGGAUAUCCAGUUGGCAUAUAAUAUCUCAAGAGUGAGUGUGUUGGAUAAGGAAAGGGAGAAGGUGUAUCAGGCCAAGCUGUACUGUGAAAGUUAUGUGAAAAACACGGGCAUGAGACUGGACAUGCGACCAUAUGCAUGUGGAAAUAUCUGUGGCGUUUGUGAUGUGUUUGGUUGCCCCACUGUUGAUGCUAUCGAGUACUACACAGAGGAAGAGGCUCGUCUUCGGAACCAGGUUGACCAGGAGCGUGCAUCUGCCCUGAAAAAGCCCCUUGGAAUUGCAUUCAUCACACUGACAUCUGUGGAGGCUGCUAGCAAGAUAUAUGAAGAUCACAAACCUUCUUACAAAUGUUCGAACAACCCGCCCACUUCUAGUGUCAGCUGCCACCUGAAGCCACACAAUUGGCAUGUCCAGUUUGCCCCAUCUCCCAAAGAUAUUUACUGGGAGAACCUCUCAGUCUCAUCGAACUACUGGUACAUCAAGGCUGUACUCGUCAAUUGCUUCCUGUUUUUGGUUCUGUUUUUCCUUACUACUCCUGCUAUUGUAGUUAACUUUCUUGAUACCAUGACAGUGGAAAAUGAGCUUGAGAAGAUGAGCCCUGUGCUGUCAGAGUUCCUGCCAACGCUCCUGCUGUGGACAGUAGCUGCACUUUUACCAGUAUUGGUCUCAUACUCAGACCAGUGGCUGUCACACUGGACACGUUCUGAGCAAAACCAUUCUAUCAUGCGCAAAACAUUCUUUUUCCUGCUCUUUAUGGUUCUCAUACUGCCAUCUUUAGGCCUCACCAGUGCCCAGGCAUUUGUUGAUUGGACAAUCCAUGCUCGCAAUGAAACAUACCGAUGGGAAUGCUUGUUUCUACCUGAUAAAGGAGCAUUCUUUGUGAACUAUGUUAUCACUUCUGCUUUUAUUGGAACUGCACUGGAACUGAUUCGCUUCCCAGAGUUGUUUGUGUACACAGUUAAACUAUGUCUUGCAAGGUCACAGGCAGAGACAGCAAAUGUCCGUAAAACCAUAUUAUGGGAAUUUCCAUUUGGUGUACAGUAUGCCUGGAUGUUGCUCAUCUUUGCAAUGACAACCAUGUACAGUCUCUCCUGUCCCCUCAUCACUCCAUUUGGUCUGUUGUACAUGUUACUGAAACACUUGGUGGAUCGAUACAAUAUCUACUUUGUAUAUGGACCAUCAAAGAUAAGCUCACGUAUCCAUGCAUCAGCAAUCAGCAUUGUGAUAAUCUCCAUCACACUGCAGCAGCUGAGCUUCACAUCGUUAUCAAUUCUCAGACGAGGAUUCAAUGAUAUCUCGAUCUAUUCACUAAUUGGAUUUUGCAUUGCAUUGCUGUUCUUGUCAGCGCAGAUGCUCCUCAACUCGUGCAAAGGCUUUAGUCCAUUCCCUUACGAGAAUUAUCGAUCAUCUCCAAGUUCAUCAAAUCAAACCAGCCCUCGAAGGAGUGGGUCCUUGCAUCAGUUUGUGCCACGUGUGCUUCAACCCCAUCAGGACCGUCACCCUGACAUAGUCAGUGUUCAAAGCCCUGUGGAAGGCCUUUCUGUCCUGCAACGGACAUAUGGUACUCAGGCAGAAGACCAUGGAGAUGUGGUGGAAACAAUGGUUUCCCCAGACAGUGUACUCUCUUUGGAUCCAGGAGUUAUCAACUCACAUGACAAAAUUAUUCUGUACCAGGACUAUGAUGGUUCCAACACUGAAGUAUAAGCUUAAUCUUGUGCAGAAAACAGCAUUUUCUUUCACAUUUGUUGAGACAUACAGUUCUUGCCCUGGGUAAGCUACUACAUGAUACUCACAUUCAGGUAUUUUUUAGUCUUGAGAAGCACCUCUUAUGUUCAUGAACUUUGUCAAAUGUGGUUCCGUCUUCAUGCCAUGAAUCUUACAUAAUCAAAAUAAAUGGAUUUUACUGCUGCUUCUUAAACAUUUUUAGAAGAAUUAUAAAAAUCAGUAUGUUUAUAAAAUUGAUUCUCAGUGCCUUAGAGACUGAGAGAUUUCAUUCUUAAUCCUCUUUAAUUACAAGGGACCUGUAAUCUGGAAUAAGGAAUCUUCAUUCAAGGAAUCAGUUUCAGUCUCUGGUCUACACAUAGGUAAUUAACUUCUAUCAGAGCUUUAACUUUUGGAAUGUGAAGAAUACCAGGUUUCUACAGGGCUGAAAACUCCCCUUGCCAGCCAUUAUUCUAUCAUCCUAACAAUGAAAUAGAAUAAUCAUCUUGCAGGGGUCCCAUUGGGCAAGCACAGGUCACAAAAGCAGUGCCUCAACAAGAACCACUAUUUUAUUUAUGAACAAAUUUCAUUUAACAUCAAGAGAUUGCUUCGUUAAUACAUCGACCCUUUCUAACUGUGAUCAGAGCUUAUUUAAACAGUGUGAAAAUUGUUAUUUAGUUGAUACAGCAACAAUGUUAUUCCUGUCACUUUACUGUUGGUGUAGAUGACAUUUUCUUUAUUCAUAUAUGUGUAUUUGCAAGUUAAUUGUUUAAUGCUUAAAGCUGAAUUUGUAGUCUAGUCGAAUCAGAAUGCUAAUUUUUCCAGUUACGGAAGACAGACGUGAUUUACAUUUAUGUGAAAAUAAGGCACUGUAAUUCAUUACCUAGCAAUGAUUGCAUCAUCAUUCAUUAUGAUGUGGAUUAAGAUGGACUUCUGUUUCAACAGAAUUUGACAAUUGUAAAUUGGUGUAUUUUUUUACCCCGUUAUUUAUUGAAAAUUGUAAUAUCCUUCUGGAAACAGGGAUAUUUAUCCUUUCUUUUUAUUUUUGGAUCUUAAGGAUAUGCUGUUAUGUAUCACUGUUUUACAUAUUUUGGGGCUUCAGAACUAGACCAUUGUUUAGUCAUGUGCAAGUCCUGAAGAUGUUCCUCUUUCCUAAAAACCCUUAGGAAUGCAGGCAGGAAAAUUCUUCUGUUGACAAUUGUAUGUGAUUCUAUUUUCUGUGUUAUGUUAAUUACCAUAUUAUGUUCCAAAUAGUCAGAAGAUGUAUAGGUUAACCUCUACUUAUGAACUUUCAAGAAACAAAAUUUAUUUUUACAAACAUUACAUGGACUAAUAUACAGGGUUAUUCAAAAAGAAUGAACCGAUUUUAUU
Molecule: messenger RNA, 4196 nt
Organism: Cryptotermes secundus
Lineage: Eukaryota; Metazoa; Arthropoda; Insecta; Blattodea; Kalotermitidae
Gene: Tmem63
Product: CSC1-like protein 2
Exons: 16
Coding region: 348-2828 (826 amino acids)
Cellular component (GO): plasma membrane
Molecular function (GO): calcium-activated cation channel activity
Source: RefSeq, a predicted model, not a curated record